Messenger RNA from Erythranthe guttata (spotted monkey flower), 3047 nucleotides. The record is from RefSeq and is a predicted model, not a curated record. Lineage: Eukaryota; Viridiplantae; Streptophyta; Magnoliopsida; Lamiales; Phrymaceae.
AUAUUCUUAAAAAUAAUAAAAUAAUUUUAAUGGACAUGGAUGAAAAAUAAGAUAUUCUUUUCCCAUUACAAAAAUUAAUAAUCAAAUAAAUUUUUGCUAAUCAAGUAAUCAGUAUUAUAAUAAUAAUUUAUCCUUCAAUUCUCAAACUAAAAACCCUAACCCUAAACCUGAAUAAACCGUCGCCUCCUUUCCUUUCCAUUCUGUUCGGAAAAAAACGAAACAACAACACGAACAGCAGCAGAUGACAACCCGCCGGAAGUUUUCCUCCGGCGAACACAAUCCGGCCACGAUCGACGGCAUCAGCCUCUUGCCGGACACAAUCCUCUGCCACAUCCUCUCUUUCCUCCCGACCAAAUCCUCCGUAAGAACCAGCGCUCUCUCCAAAAGAUGGCUCUCUCUCUGGUCAUACGUCCCCAAUUUAGAUUUCGAAUCAGAACAUCAAGACAUAAUCAACAGAGUUACGCUGCUGCACAAAGCCCUAACCAUAAACACAUUUAGCCUAAUUCAAAAGAACGACAGCUCACUCAUCAACGAAAACGAGUACCAAUUAGAGACGUGGAUUAUGUUCGCCGUUGCGCGCAACGUCAAAAAUCUCCACCUUUCUGUCGUUUCCAAUGUGUUCUUGCCUCGCCGCCUCUUCACCUGCGAAACCCUAGUUAAUUUGAGGCUCGACGAUUGCGGUGUGGUCCCCAAUAUAGGCGGCGGUGGAGUGCGCUUGCCUCGCCUUAAGAAGCUUCAUCUAACUUAUGUACUCUACGAAGGUGACGAGUCCAUAUCGAACCUGCUUUCCGGUUGUCCGGUGCUUGAAGAGUUGGUUAUGGAGUUAAUCUGGGGUUUGGUUCGCUGUAACGUAACUUCACCCUCGAUCGAAAGGCUGACGCUCGAUUUUCAGUCCAAUGGCAAGGGUGGUAUUGGCAACCGUGAAUACUGGGUCGAGAUAAAUGCCCCUGCACUCAGAUAUCUCAAGAUGACCAAUUGUUACGCCCGGGAUAUCAAAUGUGGGACGAUGAACUCGUUAAUUGAAGCGGAUAUUGAUAUCUACAAUUACAACGAUUUUCCUUAUUCCCGAUUUGAAUUGGAAUUUAUUCAUAGGCUUCGCAAUGUCGAGUGCCUGCAUUUGGAUUUAGCACAUUGUACAGGGGUAUGUAUGUAUGUAUGUAUGCACGCGCGUAUUCGAUCUUUCGUUUUUCUUUAUUUUCAUAACUUAACCAAACUCGAACUGACUGCUGAUUGUCCUUUUCUCUCAAAGUUUCUCGAAAGUGCUGAUAAUCUUCAAAUCCUUAUUUUCUCCGAGUUUUACGAAGAAAUAGAAUGCUGGAUGGAACCCCAACAAGUGCCGAAAUGCCUAUCGUCACAUCUUAGAUUUGUAAGGCUUUCUGGCGUCGGAGGUAAACAACACGAGUAUGAAUAUAUACAAUAUCUUUUAAGGAAUGCGAAUGUUUUGGAGAGGAUGGAAAUAUCGCCUUGCAAAUCCAUUGGUUUUGGGGAUAAGUUUUAUAUGCUCCAGAAAAUCUCAAUGUUUCGACGAGGAUCCGAUGCUUGUGAAGUUGCGUUUGAUCUGUUUGCUGUUAUGGAGGCAACAAUUGACAGACUCAGUGAUUUGCCGGACUCAGUCCUGACUCACAUUCUCUCUUUCCUCCCGACCAAAUUCUCCGUAAGAACCAGCAUUCUAGGUCAAAGAUGGAGGCAUCUCUGGACCUACGUCCCCAAUUUAGAUUUCGACUGCAGCGAUCAAACCAUCAUCGACGAGGUUUUGUCGACGCAUAAAUUCCAAAGCAUUAAUACUUUCCGCCUCUCUUCGAACUCCCCGAAACGGACUGACCCGUGGAUUAUCAGCACAUGGAUUAACAUUGCAAUUGAUCGCAACAUCCGAAAACUCGAUCUUUGUUUCUUCGACUACACAAUCUGUUUGCCUAAUCGUCUCUUCACCUGCAAAACCCUAGUUGAUUUGAGGCUCGAUUCUUGCGGUCGGAUCCCCGAUCCAGGCAUUGCAGUGCGUUUGCCUCGUCUGAAGAAGCUUCACCUGGUCUAUGUUCACUACAAGGAUGGUGAAUCCCUCGCGAACCUGGUUUCUCGAUGUCCGGUGCUCGAGGAGUUGGUAAUCUAUUUAGACAUGAUCAAUUAUCGUUACUAUAGAAUAUCUUCGCCCACAAUUAAAAGACUCAGCAUGAAAAUUCAUCCCCGUGGUACGUAUUAUGACCCGAAUUCUGACAAAGAACAAGAAGAAGAAAACCACAAGAUGGAGAUAGAUACACCAGCCCUUGUUUAUCUCCACUUAGUCGAUUACGCAGCCCGACUUAUCAAAACCGGGCCGCUAACCUCCUUAACCGAAGCAGAUAUCUAUCUUUGCAAUUAUGUCGUGGCAGAUCACUAUUCUCUUUAUGCUCGAUCCGUGGCUGGGUUUAUUGAUGGUCUCCAUAACGUCAAGUGCCUAAAUUUAGAUUUAUCGUAUAGCAAAGAGGUACGGAUUUUUCGAUUUUUUUUCUCCCUUAAUCUCAUUGUAUAUAUAUUCUCUUUAGUGAUGGUAACCUUGUGCUUGUCUUUCCAGAUUAUCGACUCAAUAUCCUCGGUAUGGAGUACUAGAAGAAGGUUUCAUAACUUAACGAAGCUCGAGUUGACUUCUCCUUACCUUCUUCUCAAUAUGUUCAUUCAGAAUGCCGAUAAUCUCCAAGUCCUUAUUUUCUCCAAGCCCUUUGAAGUUAUAGACUCUUGGAUGGAACCACCACAACAAGUGCCCGAAUGCCUAUUGCGAAAUCUUAGAAUCGUAAAGCUCGACCAAAUUGAAGGUCAAGACGACGAGUUUGAAUAUAUAAGAUACAUUUUGAGGAAUGCCAGAGUUUUGGAGAGGAUGGAAAUAACGUAUCACUGUUCCUUUGAUUCCGAGGCGAAUAUUCGUACGCUCAAGGAGAUCUUACAUUCUUAUCGAGGAUCCGCUGCAUGUGAAGCUGCGUUUGUUAAGGGGCUCAAUAACCGUAGGUUGUAAAGUGCCUUGAUUUCUAAGCACUGUUGUUUCGUAAUUGCUUUAUGCAUUCGGCCCUUAUAAGCUC